GGUAUUUUGUCAUUCAUCUCUCUGACAUUGACGCCGAAAGGGGUAUGGAAGAGACCUCAAUCUUGGUCAGCUGCAGUGGGUGGCCAAGGGACAUAUAAUGGAGGCUUGCCCCGGGUCAAUCCCAUGCAGCAGAAGUCAUCCAUUGGCAAUUACUCCACCAGACUGAAAGCAAUACGAACUCAAGGAACCGAACAAUUCAUCUAUCUCUCACAGCAAAAUGUCCAAGAUCAUUACUGUCUUCGGUGCCACUGGCCAACAGGGCGGGUCCGUCAUCCGCACGAUCCUCAGCGACCCCGAACUUUCCAAGGAAUUCAAGAUCCGCGGUAUCACACGCGAUGCUAGCAAACCAGAAGCCCAGGCAUUGGCCAAGCAGGGAGUCGAAAUCCGAAAUGCGGACAUGAACUCUAAAGACUCUAUCCGGAACGCCCUCGAGGGCAGUCACUCCGUCUUCCUAGUGACCACUCCCGCCUGGGGUAUUGCUGGAUCUGAUGCAGAAUUGGUCCACGGCAAGAACGUUGCCGACGUGGCUAAAGAGUUGAACGUCCAGCAUCUCAUUUUCUCUUCUCUGCUCAACGUGACAGAGACCACAGCCGGACGUCUCAAGAAUGUCCAUCACUUCGAUCACAAAGCCCAGGUCGAGCAGUAUAUUCGCUCGCUGGGAGUUCCGGCUACCUUUGUCUUGCCGGGGUAUUUUAUGACCAAUUACUCUGUUGUUGGUCUGCUGCGGAAGGGCGAGAACGGGGUAUGGACUCUUGCUUAUCCUGUUGGAAAGGAGGCUAAGUUUCCGUUGAUUGAUAUCGCGGGUGAUAUGGGUAAAUAUGUCGCCGCCUCUUUGAAGAACCGGUCAGAGACACUCGGCACUCAGAUCCUCGUGGCGGAGGAUUACUACACUCCUACUCGCAUUCUCGAAGAGUUCGAAGAGGUGACCGGACAGAAGUCCCAAUUUGUGCAGGUCGAUCCCGAAACGUACAAGUCAUUCAUGCCGGGUCCCAUGGGCCAGGAAAUGCUGGAGAACCACCUCUUCAUUGGAAACCCUGGUUACUUCAAUGGUCGGAGUCUCAACGAGAGUAAGGCUUUAGUGGCUAAGGCGGGGUAUAAGCCCACCAGCUGGAAGGAAUUCUUGCAGCAGAACAAGGCUUCGUUUGCCUAGUCUACCUGCGUUCUCUAGUCGGAGCUCAGUGGUGUAGUCGUCAAAUCACCUAGGAUGGGAUUAGCUAGGAUCUUGUGUAAUCAUAUUAUCGUGAUAUAAUAAUCG
This is a messenger RNA of Aspergillus neoniger CBS 115656, 1255 nucleotides long. RefSeq names its product NmrA/HSCARG family protein. The record is from RefSeq and is a predicted model, not a curated record. Lineage: Eukaryota; Fungi; Ascomycota; Eurotiomycetes; Eurotiales; Aspergillaceae. The transcript is spliced from 3 exons. The coding region runs from base 218 to 1150 and encodes 310 amino acids.